Molecule: messenger RNA, 3286 nt
Organism: Paramecium octaurelia
Lineage: Eukaryota; Ciliophora; Oligohymenophorea; Peniculida; Parameciidae
Source: the annotation of a GenBank genome assembly
AUGAUUGAAUUGUAAGAGACUAAUCCAAAAGAGGAAAUCGACUUUGGGUAAAGAGUGUUUCUCUAUUUGUUAGAUAAUCCACCUUGGAAUAUCAGGGUGAAUAUGAUGAUCAAUAUAAACUAACAGCAAUCUAUUAUAGGAUCAACAAGUGCAAAUAGAUCAUUUAUUAUGUUUUGCUAAUUCUAACUCUUGGAUUAUUGUACUUAUUUCAAAGAUGGUUUAUAAAUUUGAGAUUAUUUCUAUUGUAAGCUUAAAUCAUGUAAAAAGAUUUGAAAAAUGCGAAUUUGGUACAAUGACACAUGUUUUAGUGAUCAAGACCAAGAACAUAAUUCCUAUUGCAGAUGAUCAAUUAUGCGAAGUUACCGUUGUUUAGGACCAUCCCUUUUCUAAAAAUGCACGAGUCUUUAAUUACGAGUUAAGUGAUUACUUCAUAGAUACUUAUUCAAAAGCAUUAGUUUAGAUGAGGAAUUCAUUUUCCUAGUACACCUAAGAAAGAAUCUGCAAUAUGAAAGGCCUGACAGAAUUGACUAACAUUUAUGGAUAGAAUAUAAUGGAAAUACCAAUUAAACCAAUACCACUCCUUUUACUUGAUGAAAUAUUAACACCCUUCAAUAUCUUUUAAUUUAGUGCUCUGGCAUUAUGGGCAUAUGAUGAUUACUUAAACUAUUCUCUCUUCAUUUUAGCUAUUACUAUCAUUUAAAUUGGAAUUGAAUUGAGAGAUGUCAGAUAAAACUUAUAAAAAAUCCAAAAAAUGAUUAGAUUCAACGUCGAUGUCAAAGUAAUAAGAAAUAACAAUUAAAUUACUAUAGAAUCAAAAGAAUUGAUUCCAGGAGAUCUAUUAAUAAUUGAAGGACAUACUAAAAUCAGUUGUGAUUGCAUUUUGAUUGAAGGGAAUUGUGUUAUGAAUGAAGCAGUGUUAACAGGGGAGAGUGUGCCAAUUAAUAAAUCCAGUUUAGAGAAGAACGAACAAUUGUUUCUAUAAAAAGGGAAUGAAAAUAAGAUGCUUUUUAGUGGUACUACUUGUUUACGAAGUUAUUCAUAAAAUGGAGAACAUGCCAAAGCAAUUGUAUACUAAACUGGAUUCUAAACAUUAAAAGGCAGUCUGGCUAGAUCGAUCCUGUUUAAUAGAACUCAAACUUUCAGCUUCUACAGAGAUUCGUUAAGAUAUCUCUUUGUAUUGGCCACAUUAGGAUUGAUAUAAGCAAAUAUUACAAUUUUAAUUAGUGGGGCUCAAGGAGUUGCCCUUGGGGAAAGCAUAAUAAACGCUUUAGAAAUAGUAACUAUAAUCGUUCCUGCAACAUUGCCUACUGCUUUAGGAGCAGGUAUUAGUCUUGCUUUGAAGCGAUUAGAAGAUAAAUCCAUUCAAUGUGUAAAGCCUGAUAAGAUAAAUGUGGCAAGCAAAGUUAAUUUAGUAGCUUUUGAUAAAACAGGAACACUGACUGAAUUAGGACUUGAUGUGUUGGGAUGCAGAGAAAUCAAGGAUUAAGGAUUUAAUAGACUAUAGGUGAUUAAGGAUGUUUCAGAACAAUUCAAUGAGUGUAUGGGUAUUUGUCAUUCAUUAUCAAUAAUAAAUAAUGAAAUAAUGGGAGAUCCAAUUGAUUUAUGUAUGUUCUAAGAGACAGGAUGGGAGUUAGUGGAAGAGAGUAAGGCAAGAAAAGGAGGGAAAGAGGUAUCAGUCUCAAAGCGAUUCGAUUUCUAAGCAGAGUUAUAGAGGAUGUCAGUCAUAACAAAUCAAAGUAUCUUAUAUUGUAAAGGAUCACCUGAGUAGAUAAAGAACAUCUGUAGGAAUAUUCCUAUUAAUUAUAACAAUAUGUUAUAGAAGUACAGUAGUUAGGGUUUCAGAAUAAUUGCUUGUUGUUAUAGAGAUGUUGCCUCUUUGCAUAUGCAAUAAUUACAUAAGAGAGAAAUCUAUGAGUAAAAUAUGUCAUUCUUGGGAUUUCUCAUUUUUGAGAACAAAUUAAAAGCAGAAACUCAAUCUACAAUAUUAAGCUUGAAGUAGAGCAACAUCAAAUCCAUUAUGGUGACAGGUGAUAAUCCAUACACUGCAAUUAAUAUUGGGUUGUAAUGCAAUAUUUUGGAUCAAAAUAGCAGAAUCUUUUUGGGAUUUCUCAAUGAUGGAGCAUUAUAUUGGAAUGAAAUUAUGCAAUUGAAAACAGAUAAAGUAGAUGAGAAUAGAAGUUGUUAUAGUUUAGAUUCAAAUCAAGCUCAGAACUUAGAAACUAAUUAGAUUAUGAAAUUAAGUUGUCACUUUUAACUAGCUAUAACUGGAUAGGUUUUCGAAUAUUUGUAGUUUUAAUAUGCUGCCUUACUGGAUAAUCAACAAUGGAUCCUAAAUCUUUUAUAGAAAACGUACAUUUAUUCAAGAAUGAAACCCAACAACAAGGGGGAUCUUAUGCUUCUCUUGAGAUAGGACAAUUUGAACUUUAUUGCUUUUUGUGGAGAUGGCACUAAUGAUACGUGUGCUUUGAGGCAGGCAGAUGUUGGUUUAGCCUUAUCUUUAGAGGAUGCUUCUUUGGCAUCUCCUUUUACGAGUACCAUAUUCAAUAUUUCAAAUAUGAUCAAUUUAAUUAAGGAAGGGAGAGCCUGUUUAGUUACUUGUGUGGAAUGCUUCAAAUUUAUGACUUUGUACUCUUGCAUUUAAUCUGCUGCUGUAUUGUAAUGCUAUUUUUAUGAUACAGACUUCACUUAAGUUCAAUAUCUUUAUUAGGAUCUCUGGUUGAUAAUCCCUUUAGCUUUUACAAUGGAUUUAACAAAAUCAUAUAAUAAAUUAGCUAAUUAUCGACCAAUAAGCAAUUUAAUCUCAUUGCCAGUUCUGUCUUCUGUCUGUGUGAUUAUUUUCAUAUCCUUUCUUGCUUAAAUGAUUAUGCAUCAAAUAUUGAAACACUAAGGUUUCUACCAGGAAAUGGUAAUCGAAUUGGUUAAUGAUGACUAUUAUAUGCAGCCAAAUUAUACUAAUUCUAUAUUGCUAAUAACUUCCAGCACUGAGAUUUUGGCUGUAGCUAUAGCAUAUACUCAAGGACCGCCUUUCAGAGAGGCCAUCUAUCAGAAUUUCUAUUAUAUGAUAGUGAUAUGUAUGGGCAUUGCUGGAUAAAUUGUGUUAAUAUUCUUCCCCAAUUUGACUGGCUUUUUAUCUUUGGAGGUGGAAUUUCCAACGGACUUUAAGAUUCAAAUACUAGUAGUCAAUAUUGUAGUAGGAAUUACAAUAGUGUUUUAUGAGAAAUUGAUCACUGCUAAAAUGACUUAGAAAUACGCAGAAGUAGAAAUUAAUUUAGGAAAUCAAAAUUGA